Molecule: messenger RNA, 2984 nt
Organism: Anoplopoma fimbria (sablefish)
Lineage: Eukaryota; Metazoa; Chordata; Actinopteri; Perciformes; Anoplopomatidae
Gene: mpeg1.1
Product: macrophage expressed 1, tandem duplicate 1
Exons: 2
Coding region: 20-2146 (708 amino acids)
Biological process (GO): defense response to bacterium
Source: RefSeq, a predicted model, not a curated record
CCUCUCUGCCACAGUCAUCAUGAAGGCAGCACUGGCCCUCCUGGCUCUCUCUCUCCUUCAUGUCUGCACCUCGGUCCCUAUUAGCCGCCCCACCAACUGGCUCAGGCAAUGUCGUGCCUCCACCAACUUCUCCAUCACGGCACUGGAGGUGCUGCCGGGCGGAGGCUGGGACAACCUCCGCAACAUUGAUACUGGUCGAGUCAUGAACCUCAGCUUCUCCCAGUGCCAGACCACUGAGGACGGGCUCUACCUCAUCCCAGAUGAGGUGUUUGUCAUUCCCCAAAAGGAGACAGGUGUGGAGAUGAACUCAGAGAUAAUCAGCUCCUGGCAGGAGCAGAAAAGCUCUACAUCUUACUCCAUAAAUGCAGACAUAUCCUUCCUCUCCAUGCUGAAUGGCAGAUUUUCGACAGAGAACCAGAGGAUGAAAACCCAUCAGGUCAAAGAUUCUUCAACCACAGCCAGAGUGCAGGUUCGUAACUUCAUCUACACUGUUAAGGCUUAUCCAGACUUCACUCUGGACACACGCUUCGCUCAACAAGUCAAAGAGAUAGCCGAUGCAAUUGAAAACAACCAAACGAGGAACGUAAACUAUCUCUCAGAGAAGAUGGUGCUGGACUAUGGAACCCAUGUUAUCACUAGUGUCGACGCUGGGGCCGCUUUGGUGCAGGAAGACUACCUCCGUUCUACAUAUGUGUCGGACAGUGUGUCGGACAGUUCCUCUCUCAAAGCGCAGGCAGGCUUAAAUUUUUUCGACAAACUCAAGUUUGACAUUAGCAGUCAAAGUGGCCAACAGAGCGCAUCCCUUCAAACAUAUCAAUCCAACAUUCAGUACUCAAUCAUCAAAAGCCAUGGUGGCGGCACGCCUUUCUAUCCUGGCAUCACUCUGCAGAAGUGGCAGGAAAGUACCAGGAACAACCUGGUUGCUAUUGAUCGGUCCGGAUUUCCCCUACACUACUUUAUAAACAUCAACACCUUGCCUGAUCUGCCACAGCCUACGGUUGGCAAAGUGGCUGUUGCAGUGAGUCAGGCCGUAGAUCGAUACUACAAUGUCAACACGAGGCCCGGAUGCGUCGACGUCAGUUCCAAGAACUUUAACUUCCAAGCCAACAUCGAUGACGCAUCCUGCGAGGGCCCCGCUACAAACCUCAGCUUUGGUGGUGUGUACCAAGCGUGCAUUCAGGUCAGCUCAGAUGCAGGUCCGCUGUGUGAUGCCCUGGCCCAGAAAAACCUUGAUACAGGGGACUUCUCCUGUCGUUCACCUUACUCUGCCACUUUACUGAGAUCGGAGGUGAGACAGCAGGGUUACACCUCCUACGAUUGCCACGACCAACGCUAUCGGUGUGGGUUCUUUGGUUUGUCGCAUUGCAAUCGUAAGGUGUGUCAGGACAAUUACCACGUUCGCUCUGCUCGCAUCGACACCUACUGGUGCUCUGUAAGCGGAAAGGCUCCAGACAACUCUGGGUAUCUAUUCGGAGGCAUAUACAGCCCCUCCCUCCUUAACCCCCUCACCAAUGCAAAAAGCUGUCCCUCCAACUUCAUUCCGGUAAAGUUUCUCUCGGAUGGCCAAGUGAUCUGUGUGAGUAGAGACUAUGAAAUUGGCAGCAAAUACUCAGUGCCAUUCGGAGGCCUCUUCAGUUGUCAGUCAAACAACCCGCUGGCAGGAAAUCAACGUCGCUGCCCUCAUAAGUUCAGUCAGCACCUCGCCACAGUGAGCGACGGCUGUGAAAUCCUUUACUGUGUCCAGUCAGGAUUGUUCACCGGUGGGCAGCUGCUUCCUGUCCGUCUUCCACCUUUCACUAAGCCUCCACUUGUCAGCAUGCAUGCAACAAAUACAGUUAUGGUCAUGACUGAGGGAGAUAUGAACUGGAUCAGAGUGGGGCAGACCAAGGCGUGGAAACUGGCCAAACCAGAGGAAAUCAAGGAAAUGGUUCAGAAGCUUUACCCAGAAUUGAGUCAGAUGUCUAGUGGUGAAAAGGCAGGGGUAGCCUUUGGGGUGAUGGGUAUGAUGGCACUGGUAGUCAUAGUGGCAGUAGUCCUGGUGAAGAGAAGGAGGAGGCUGUCUAGGUUUACAACAGCUAGGGGCUAUGAAGAAAUACGUGGUGAGGUUGACAGUGAGGAAGGAGGGAGACAAGAAGAUGAAGCUUGAGAAAAGCCCCAAAUAAGACACACUUUGAGGACUGUAACCGAGCUCGAUCCUAACACGUACCAGCACUUAGGUUCAUGUUUCACAAAGAAUUAGGCGCAUGAUUAAAGGCUUUUUAGUUAUUUUCAGAGUGCCUCUGACAUUUCUUCUUUUUUGAAAAGCCACACAUAGUCUAAACUAAAGGCUAGUCUGGUGUGACAGAUUUGGAUUUUAACUUCCUUGUUUAUUCUCACCGCAGACAUCCCUAUCACGAAUCUUACAAGAGCAGAAAAUGUUGUUUAAGGGCUCCUAGUUUGAAUCAGUUGGACUUUGCAUUAAUUAACCCUAUUUUGAAACCAAUCAGUAAUUCACAUUACAACAACUGCUCUGGAUACUAAAGGUUAUUUUUUUUCCUCAGGUCGUGAUGUGUACUUCACUGUAGCUUUGUAGUUUCCGUUUUAAAAACUGUAUCAUACUAUUAGCUCUAACAAAUGUGACUCCAGAGCGAUGUGCCAUUUAAAUCAACAUAGCUGAAUGCAGAAGUGCUUUCCAAAGGUCAGUGACUCAAUACUGCCCCCAUGAGGCCAAGACGCAUAAUGUCAUGUAGUAUACAAACAUUGUAUACCCCAUUUAAAAACCUGUGUGCUUUGUUUGACUUGUAACCAAUUAUAAAACAUUUUACAACGUUUUUUAAUUGUUAUUUUUUUUUUUACAGAUAAUUGAAUAACAUUUUGUAUUUUUUGCCAAUAUAUGAAUAAUGUAUGUAAUCCAUGUUUUGUACUUCAGGCUUUGUCUCUGUAUGUAUGUCAAUUUAACUCCUCUGUACUGCACUUAACUACCAAUUAAAGUGGUGAACAAUUAA